This is a messenger RNA of Drosophila guanche, 1657 nucleotides long. It is a transcript of the gene Sec22, whose product is annotated as vesicle-trafficking protein SEC22b-B. The coding region runs from base 401 to 1036 and encodes 211 amino acids. NCBI's taxonomy places the organism in Eukaryota, Metazoa, Arthropoda, Insecta, Diptera, Drosophilidae. Gene Ontology annotation, molecular function: SNAP receptor activity. Gene Ontology annotation, cellular component: SNARE complex; ER to Golgi transport vesicle membrane; Golgi membrane. Gene Ontology annotation, biological process: retrograde vesicle-mediated transport, Golgi to endoplasmic reticulum; vesicle fusion with Golgi apparatus; endoplasmic reticulum to Golgi vesicle-mediated transport. The transcript has 5 exons. The record is from RefSeq and is a predicted model, not a curated record.
CGUGUGUUUCCAACAACAGGCAAAAACACGAAUCGGAUUUUAGCGACCGCCCCCCCUCGCCGAAUCCAACAUUGCAACAAGAUAGUUUUCACAUAAACUAAAACGCAAGCAAUGCCGACCACCCCGAGGAGACCAGUCACCGAUUAGGCCACGACUCACGCAUUCAUUCAGCAGACAAGCGAGACACUGGAGCUGCCAGAGAAACAUAAAUAGGCAGAGUUACAGGCUGAAUGAAUUGUAGCUGGAGCUACGAACACUGCGACCAUAACAUCAACGGUGCAAAGCGGGACGAGGCAGCGGCAAAGUGCAGCCGUGGCCAGAGAAACACGAGAGAGCGCUAAGCUGAAGCAACACAACGCGAGACCCAAGUCCACGUAGCGAAUGAGAAGGAGCCCUCAACAUGGCGAUGCUUACAAUGAUAGCCCGAGUCAUCGAUGGCCUGCCACUGGUGGGCACCAUGCAGGAUGACGAGCAGAGCGGUCGCAGCAUUUUGGACUACCAGAACCAGGCGAAGAUGCUCUUCCGCAAGCUGGGCACACACUCGCCGGCCAGGAGCAGCAUCGAGACGGGACCAUACCUAUUCCACUAUCUAAUCGAGAAUGACGUUUGCUACUUGGUCAUGGUUGACAAAAUGUAUUCCAAGCGACUGGCGUUCAACUACCUGGAGGACCUGGCCCAGGAGUUCCACACCCACUACGGGCGGAGGGUGAACUCGGUGACCCGGCCCUAUGCCUUCAUCGAGUUCGAUGUGUACAUUCAGAAAGCGAAAAGGCAAUUGACGGACCGCAGGCGCAACAUCACGAACAUUAACACACAGCUCCAGGACGUGCAGCGCAUCAUGGUGCAGAAUAUCGACGAUGUGCUUCAACGUGGCACGGUCUUGGCGGACCUCGACACGAAGACCCAGAACCUGUCGCUGAUGUCGCAAAAAUAUAAGAAGGAUGCCAAAUUGCUCAACCGCAAGUCGAUGGUCAUGAAGGUGGCGGCUGUCGGCAUCGUUUUCCUCAUCUUUUUCCUCUACUUCUGGGUUUUGUAAUAUUCGUUAGUACCCCCCACCCACCCUACUCUCUGUUUGUGUUUAGUUUUAGAAUCAGUUGGCAGUUGGAUGUCGAAAAUGAGGCGACAGUGUCGGCAGUCGAAAGUCACAGACGAACGGCCAAAAGACAUUUAGGCUAACACACACACUUUACAUAUUUGCAUAAUGUAGGGGCAAUAUUUAUACCUGCAAUGCAAAAUUCAGUCGCUUGAUUUAAUUUAAGUUUUAAAUCCCAAUUCCUACUUGAAUAUUUUAUUAUGAUUUGAAUUAAAUUUAGUUUGCUCGACCUUUGCACUUGCGAUACCUUUGCUUUGCUAGCGUGCUCGGCUGUCGAAUGGCUUGGGUACCGAUCUACCGAUCUGUAAAUUAUAAUACUUAAAGUGUCUCUAUAUGUGUGUGGUGUGUGUGUGUGCAUGAAUUUGUAGAUUGUACGUACAUAAAUGUGGAAUAGCCUAUGAAGAUAGUGCCUAGGGAAUCCAAUCGACUGCGAUUAGGACUGCUAAGCAAUAAGCAAACAAAAGGAGGCACAGAAAGUGAAAUAAAACAAGUUUUAGGCAAUUUAUAUAGUUACUAAAUUAAGGCAAAUAAAUCAAUUUACAAUGUUUAAAAAAAAAACGCAUA